This is a messenger RNA of Klebsormidium nitens, 768 nucleotides long. NCBI's taxonomy places the organism in Eukaryota, Viridiplantae, Streptophyta, Klebsormidiophyceae, Klebsormidiales, Klebsormidiaceae. The record is from the annotation of a GenBank genome assembly.
GCGGCAGGCAAUCAAUGACAACAGCAUUGCAGCAUUGGAUGAACAAGCAGGCAAGUAUGGCGGCCGCCACCAUCUCUCGGACACUGAAGGGGCUCACCCUGAAACCCUCCCCCAAUCAGUACUUGGUGGCCCCCAAUGGUUACACAGUGUCCCCCUCUAUGCGGCCCGCUCCUAGUUUCCGGCAAAGCCCAAAGGAAGUAGCAGAAGCCUGGAAAAAGGUCGCGCAGCAGCAAGUUAGAACCAAACUAGAGGGGGAAGAUAUAGAGGGGAAGGUGGUCCGGACACACCAUACACAAAAAUCUCUCAUAUUCAGAUUUGCGGACGACAUCUACGCAGACUUCAUACCUGAGAAUGGCAGAACUAGCAUAGCGGUUUACUCUGCCAGCCGGGUCGGCUAUGGCGACCUUGGCGUGAAUCAAAAACGGGUUGAGGCAUGGUUAGAGGAGUUGCAAAAAGCUGUACCACCAUCCAAGUAGAACCGCAUCUGCGAACAGGCUGAAUGCAGCGCAGUACAGAUUGAAUGCUGAUCUGAAGGUUGAGGCAGCAUUGUGCCACCAAAGAGCGAUCUGCUUGCAUAGGACGAGUCAGCGUAUUCUGCAUUGGGCUUCAAAUCAAAAGUAUGAGUAUGGCCACGUUUGCGAUCAGAUGGCUGCACUUAGCCAAAUUCAACAGUCUGUCCUGGUUGUAUGGUCACACUCGAAUACAGUAAUCAAGGUUCCUUGGUAGCCUGGCCGGCGGAUGUCAGCGCAAUGCAUUCGAUCAUGGAAG